GACGCCAUUUUCUUUUUGUGUGCAAGUUACGUAAGUGGAGUCCCAGAUUAUUUUAAUUACUGUACUGUAUUAUGUUACGAAAAACAAAACAUGUAAACAGUCGAUGUAAACCUUUUGAAUCAAUCUCUAGUCCAUAUUUGGAAAUUCGCAUCUAUGACUCACAUCUUGAUCUGUUUAUUUCUUACACACACAAAUAGUGUUUAGCUUUAGCUACUAUCUAAAUGUUAGCAAUGGUGAUGAUUUCCAAGUAAACAUUAAUUCACCUCAUGUCUUUUUGAAAAUAACCAUUAAUGGGUCAUUGAAUUACCGGUAGUUGUUUAUUGUGUAUGCUGUCAUCAUUUCGAUUUUGCUAACUGCUAUACUUCUGCAAGACGAAGUUUAUUUGACUGUACAGUAAUUAACUCUUGGCAACAAUUACAGUAAUGUAUCACUUGGGAGUUCAAACUACUGAACCAGUGCAAGAGAGCACAGAUGAUGCAGUGGUUUACAGCAGGAGCCGUAACACUACAAAGACAGAUCUCUCUUUGCUGCUGGAAUGUCUAAAGUUCCAGAUGAACUGUCCAGACCUACAAAAACAAGCCCUUGUCACCAUCAACUCCAUAUGUGAGAAAAAAGAUCACAAUGUGGACCUGCUGAGAGAAAUAGGAGGUGUGAUGUUUGUGUACAGUCUCUUCAAAUCCAAUGUGGUUCAUCCAAGUGUGAGGCAGACUGCGCUCUUCACACUCGGCACUUUGGCGGAGGCCAAUGUGUACUGCAAGAAUAGUCUAUGUCAAAGGGAGAUUUUUCUGGACCUCUGUGGCUACAUGAAGGAAGAAGAUGCAUCACUUAAACAGAAGAGCGUCUCUGUCUAUUUACUGUCUGUGUUGGUAGCCAACAACAAGGCAGGGCAGACGUUAGCCCAAACCACUGGCUGCAUAGAAUUUCUGCUGAACCUCUUCAAGAACAUGUUCCCUGAAUCUACCGCGGACUCUGCUCAUAUCUGUCUAUGGGUAUCAGUGUCCAAUGCGCUUUGUGGAUGUGUCAACAACCCUCAGAAUGAGGAGGCUCAGUGGGUCUGUGUGUCAUCCUUUCCCAAAAUAAAAAUGUGGCUUCAGCAGAUUUCUUUGCCUUGCUUUGAGGUGUUUAGAUACCUUUGCUCCUUCAUAGCGAUGACUGUUGCCAACAAUGAACGUGUUCAAAGGAGCUUUGCCGCCAUCGGGGUGUUAGAGACCCUUGUUCACAUGCUGAUCCGUCUGGCGUCUGAAUCUGACACAAGCCCGUUGUUUUGCCAGCUUUUAAUCAUAAUAAUCAAAACAGUGUCAGCUUGUAUCGCUAACAACGCAAACCUGGCUUCAGUUUUGGCCCGCUAUACGAUCGUGGAUCAUCUCGUUUCCCUGCUGGCGAGCCCGCACCUCAACUACGAGGACAGACUGGCGGUGCUCAUCUUACUGGGCCAUUUCACCGAAGCUUCUGAGGAACACCAAUGCCAACUGUUGCGGUGUGGCGGCCUGCCACUCAUCAUCACGCUGCUCGCUGAAGAUGCAAACGAGGAGGUCAGAAAGUUUGCAACGUUCAUACUGCAGAUCUGCAAACAGGCCAUCACGGCCUUGGGAAUCCCCGGUCCAAAGCGAGACGAUGAGAAGCUUGCCACAGCAGCCACUGAAGAGUUUGGCCCAUUUUCUUUUCCUACAACCUCACAGCUCAACCUCAAAGCUCUUUGUGUCUUGAAAAAUCGCGAUUCCUCCAAUGUAGUCAACUCGAAGGAGGAAAAUGAAAAAGAAGCAGGAGGAAGACAUGACAAGAAUACAAAGUCAUGUGCUGAGAAAGAGAAGGGUAAAACCGGCAGAAGGACUGUGUCAUGUUCAGUGUGUCACGGUACUGGAUCGCUGAUACAGUCCCAUCUACAGCAACAAGAGGGAGGGCAAGAUACAUCUACAGUAGACAGUCCCCCAAGGAACUCUCCAGAGCAAGACCACCAAGUACCAGGGGCGAUUAAAUGCAGUGAUGGAGAAAAAUUGCAGGACAGUGACAUGUUUGUGGAGAAAAGGCACAAGGAAGAAUCCCGCUACGGUGAAAGAUGUGCAGGUUGCGUCAUGCCUUUUGAGAGAGUGACCAGUCGCACUUUUGCCUCUGUCCUGGACAUCUGCCAUCAGAAGUGCGAAAUGCACAAGGUCCUUCUGGAGGCGACAGCGCGCUUCAACGCCCCCCAACGCCGCUCUCUGAUGGAGGAAGAGCUGGAAAUGCUGGAACCGACCCAGCUGAAACCAGAGGAGGAGUCUGUUGGGGCGCCACAGAGAACGCUCACAAGCUGGAGGCUUCCGCGUUUGAAUUUAAAAAAUGUCAUCCUGAUUCCCACCUAUAAUGGAUCAAAGCAAAAGAUGCCUGAAAAGAUUUGGAACUGGCAGAAUGGUCUUCAAUCUCCACUGACAGACAUCAACUUGGUCCCGAUGAAAAGAGGAGCUCAAACACCAGGGUUCCCUUUUCACAACAUGUCCGGUACGUAUAUGCUGUAUUUAUUAAUCAUUACGGCGGCAGCGCGUCCAAUGUAACGUCGUACACUUACGGCUGAAAAGCGAUCAUACUCAGUCUUAAAAAGAGCUAUCAGUUUGAUGUGAGGCGCUUCUACACAGCUCCAAUUCAUGACCUCAAAGAUACUGUACAUCGCUUGUAUUAGCUCUUGGUAGAUUGUGAAGGUAUGUUCAUAUUGCACUGACACAAACACAUUCAAGAUUGAUCAACUUUAGGUAAAAGCAUGAAAAUGAGCUUGUAUUGGGAGGGGGGAAAAAACACCCGAUAUUUAAAAAGAUCUACUAGACUCACACACUCUAAUAUAGUGUGUAGUGUAUAUAGGAAAUUUACAAAUGUGCUCAUUUAUCCCACAGCAUUUAUCUUUUUUUUUUUCUGUGCAACGUUAGAGGCCCUUUUUUUUUCAGAAAAUUUUCCAAUUUCGUAUUUUGUGACCUGAUGACCAUUCAACUCCACUGUACGUUCUCACUAAUUUGAGAUGGGCUUUCCUGAGAUUGCCUCAGGGUGAAUAGUGAGUGUGUAUCGCCAGUGGAUGAGUGACUGAAAGUGCGUCUGUGUGUGUGUGUGUGUGUGUGUGUGUGUGUGUGUGUGUGUGUGUUUGCUGGGAGCAGUCAAACUAAAAACCAAAUAGUAGAAGGAAUGUUUGAAUUGCAGCCAGUGUUGUCACAGUGCAGGCCAGUGCCGGUUGAGAGCUGCACAGCCACGAGAUUCUAGACAGCUGCUACCUUGCCUUUCAUUCUAUUUUGUACACGCACGGCAUAGUGUGAAUUAUGUGGUCAUAUUUGCCCAUAAUCGAACCUUCCUUCAACAGUUUUUGCAGAUUUGAGCCAACAGGAAGUGUCUGAGCGUCGUGUUUGAUGAAUGCACUGUUUGUCACUCAGCUGUCAUGCCUGAGAUGAAAUGUUAUUUCUAUUUUCCAAUUUGCGGGCAAUUUGUUUGGUAGCGCAAUGACAGACACAUGCAAGCCCACCGCUAACUGUCAAACCCCAAAGUUGUUCGAGAGAGCGUGACGGUCAUGCUGCUCUUCAACUGUCUGCCAGAAAGGUUAAAGGGAUGAAGCGCAGAAAAGAAAGCAAAUAACAGUUCCCAUCAAACAAGUUUGAAUUUGCCCACUGCCUGAUGAUUGUUCAGCUCUAAAAAAAAAAUUUAAAAGCUUUGCGUUUUUCCCACCGACACUAGAGAAAGAAGGGUUGCGAAACUCAAGCCUGAUUGUUUCCCAACCACCACUGCCAUCAAGCCUUCCACACUUUAUUUCGUGUUAGUUGGCAUUACAUGCAUACUGUAACACUUAACUGCCCACUGCAGCAUCAGGAUGUUCUGCAACUCGUAACACGGAUCUAUAAAACGCUGAUUUCAGAGUGUCCUUGACACACAAAAGGGGAAGUUUUUAUAAACAGUCCCUGAUCUUGCAAAUGCAACACGGUUGCCACAGAGAUAAUCAUGUUUGCUUUUAUUAUACAAAGAGGAUUUUUUUUCAAUUAAACUUUUGCACACAAAUGUUGAAUUAAAAAAAAACUCAAAUGUUGGAAAACGAACAGUUCUGAGAUGGUUCAAAAAAGAAAAGACAACUAAACUGUGCUAGUGAUUCUUUCGUGGCUCGCUCGAUGGAGCCUGCAUCCCCCCCCCCCCCCCCCCUCCUCCCCCGAUGUAUUUAUUUGUGUUCUGGCAGAUCCAUUGGCAGUGAGCCAAUAAGGUACAGCUCAUAUGGCAUUUGAAAUGGUCUGAUUUGGAUUCUGAAGAUUCUCAAUCCCAUGUUUUUUGUUUCUCUCUAUCCUAAUCAUGCCAUUUGAGAUCACAAUCGUGGAAUUGUAUCAUUUGAAACCAUUAAGUGGAAAUGAAAGUGAAGUCUUAUUUCUGUCCUCAGACAAGUAAAGCCACAGGAUGCUGACCGUGUGUGUGAGAGACUCUGUACACCUUCAUCAGACUCAACAUAAACUGUUUUGGCUACAGAGCCUUCAGUUCGACACUGUAGUUUAUCUUCAAAUUUGUUCACGUCUGCUGAGUAAUGAGUUGUUCUACUUCACAUGCAAACUAUUUCUGCUGCACUUCUACGGGUGCGUGGUCAUUGUUAGUAAUUGUUCAUAUUGUUAGGAAUUUGUUGUCAUUUCUGAAUUAAAACAUAUGGAUAAGCCUCGUCUCUGAUCGUA
Messenger RNA from Hippocampus zosterae (dwarf seahorse), 4652 nucleotides. It is a transcript of the gene terb1, whose product is annotated as telomere repeat binding bouquet formation protein 1. Bases 423 to 2528 code for a protein of 701 amino acids. Lineage: Eukaryota; Metazoa; Chordata; Actinopteri; Syngnathiformes; Syngnathidae. Gene Ontology annotation, biological process: homologous chromosome pairing at meiosis; meiotic attachment of telomere to nuclear envelope. The record is from RefSeq and is a predicted model, not a curated record. The transcript has 16 exons.